Ctenocephalides felis (cat flea) is the source of this 2650-nucleotide messenger RNA. RefSeq names its product CCR4-NOT transcription complex subunit 6-like (gene twin). The coding region runs from base 424 to 2073 and encodes 549 amino acids. The transcript has 8 exons. The record is from RefSeq and is a predicted model, not a curated record. NCBI's taxonomy places the organism in Eukaryota, Metazoa, Arthropoda, Insecta, Siphonaptera, Pulicidae. Gene Ontology annotation, biological process: nuclear-transcribed mRNA poly(A) tail shortening. Gene Ontology annotation, molecular function: poly(A)-specific ribonuclease activity; protein binding. Gene Ontology annotation, cellular component: CCR4-NOT complex; cytoplasm; nucleus.
AUGAGAGAAGUACGUGCGCUUGUACAUAAAAUUUUGCAUGUAGUUAGCAAAGAACAAUUGAAGUUGUUGAUUAGGCAUAAAUUCAAAAAUGUUUAACAGUGAUCAAUUAUGAUAGAAAAUAUUUUUGAAAAUCUUUUCAAAAUAUUUUUAAUAAGAAAUUAGAAUUUUUUUGGCAAGACGCGAUAUUGUUCCAGAGAAGAAGCCUAGAAGACGCAGGAUCAUUCAUCGACUAAGUCACUUGGUGCAAGCUGUAAAGACCGACUCCAUCUAUAGCACGGGCAUAAAAACUAACUGAUGCGUAUGCGUUUUUAUAAUUUGUCAAGAAGUAUACAGUGUAGUGUGUGUUUACAGUGUCCAACUUUUAAAGUAUAUGUUGUUUUUUACGUAUUAUAAAUAUUUUAAGAGCUGGAUGAAGUAUCUAACAUGUCUCGCAAUAAAGACAAGUACGAAAACAAUAAACGAACUCACACUUUUAUGUCAAGAGAAGAGGCGAUUUCUGGCAAAUGUUCGCAGUUGUGUGGGAUUGAGAUAACCGGAGGAAUUAGAAACUUGAGUAUGGCUAUUUGGAAUCUGCAGCAUAUUACAGCCUUGUACCUGAAUGAUAACUGCCUGCAACGGCUUCCUGGUGAUAUCGGGAGACUAGUAAAUUUAAGAACUUUAGAUGUAUCGAGUAACAAAUUAAGGAGCCUGCCAUCAGAACUAGGGGAACUAAUCCAGCUAAGAGAACUACUUCUUAAUAAUAACUAUUUGCGAGUAUUGCCCUAUGAAAUCGGUAAGCUGUUUCACCUGCAUAUUUUAGGCCUUCAUGGGAAUCCUCUUAACAAGGAGGUUCUCUCUAUUUACAAUGAACCAAAUGGGACUCUGAAACUUCUUACUUACAUGUUGGAUAAUCUUCAAGUUACGGCGACGCAACCUCCACAGCGCCCUUGGAUUCCUCUGGCUCGUCCUAUCCGUUCUCGACCAACCUGUAUUUUGACUGUGAUGUGCUACAACGUAUUAUGCGAUAAAUACGCCACCCGCCAGAUGUAUGGCUAUUGCCCGAGCUGGGCUCUGGCUUGGGAGUAUCGCAAAAAGGGUAUUCUGGACGAGAUUCGGCAUUACGCAGCGGACAUCAUCAGCCUGCAAGAAGUUGAGACGGACCAAUUUUAUAAUUUCUUUUUGCCCGAGUUGAAACUGGAAGGAUACGAUGGAAUUUUCUCUCCCAAAUCGCGCGCAAAAACUAUGUCUGAGAAUGAUAGAAAAUAUGUCGAUGGCUGUGCAAUAUUCUAUAGAGCCACCAAAUUCUCCCUAGUUAAAGAACAUCUCGUGGAGUUUAACCAACUCGCAAUGGCAAAUUCGGAAGGGUCUGACAACAUGUUGAAUCGAGUAAUGCCAAAAGAUAAUAUCGGCCUGGCAGCAUUACUGAAGACUAAGGAGGCGGCUUGGGAAAACGGACUCCCGCCGGAUCCCAGUCAAGUUAAUACGCCCAUAUUGGUGUGCACCGCUCAUAUUCAUUGGGAUCCCGAAUAUUGUGACGUUAAAUUGAUCCAGACUAUGAUGCUCUCGAAUGAGUUGAAGCAUAUAUUAGAUGAAGCUGGGCAUAGUUUUCGGCCUGGCCAUAAAGAAAAUAAUAUUCAACUCCUUUUAUGUGGUGAUUUUAAUUCCCUGCCCGAUUCCGGAGUUAUAGAAUUUUUAUCAUCAGGUAGAGUUUCAAUGGACCACAGAGACUUUAAGGAGCUAGGGUACAAGACUUGUUUGCAACGUAUCUCGGGCUGUGAUAAGCCCAAUGAAUUCACACAUUCCUUCAAGCUAGCCUCAGCUUACAGUGAGGAUAUCAUGCCAUUCACCAACUACACAUUUGAAUUUAAGGGGAUUAUAGACUAUAUUUUUUAUACAAAGCAAUCAAUGACUCCACUUGGAUUGCUGGGUCCUUUGUCAGCUGACUGGUUUAAAGACCAUAAAGUAAUUGGCUGCCCACAUCCACAUAUACCCUCAGACCAUUUUCCGUUGCUAGUGGAGCUGGAGCUUGCGCCGCCAUUAACAACGCCUGCGCAAAGUAAUAUAAAUGCUAAUGGCAUUUUGUCCAGGAGGUAGCAGGUUUCCUGACCCCCGUUUUUCGGCGACGAUGAGGUCAUUUCCAUCUCCCAUUAACGCCACUGUUCAGGUACUUGUUAACCGCUCGCCACCGUCAUUACCUCGUGUUAAUACUAUAGAAAACAGCCCUUGUAAAUUGUCUCGUCACCUUGAUAGUGAAUUACUCGAUUGUCCUAAACUGAUAGAAUAAUACUGUCAGUAAACGUCUGAUGAUGCUGCAAAUUAUUUUAAUGUAUGUCGAUGUUUAUAAUUCUUGUUUUACAAAUUUUAGAUUAUUUUUAUAUUAAGUCUUUAAUUAUUGUGAAUUAGACGAAGGCCAAAAGGUGGGGCCCUUACAACAGUCGUUACUAGUUGGUACUGUACGUAAUAGAUAUUUUUGAAAUCUAUUGCUAUAUAAUAAUAUGUAAACAUUAAUUAAAAAGUUUACAUAUAAUAUAUAUGUUUAUGUUUAUGCAUGUGUAUGCAUGUCAGUCGUGUAUAUGUUGUAUAUAUUAAUUUUAUUAUGGACAUAGUGCCUUAAGCUAAAAUUUUCAGUGUUUGUACCAAUUAGUAUCGCUUCUCAUUGGUUCCCAUUACU